AUGUCCUCCAACGUCGGCCUCACAACCCCGCGCGGCAGCGGCACAUCAGGCUACGUGCAACGCAACUCCGCCCUCCUCAAACCCCGCAACACAGGCUACGGAGCUCCCUACCCGCCUGUCAGCGGUGCGAACGGCAGCGGACCAAUGGACCGACCAUUCAAGCAGCGAAUGCCGGACAAGCAGAUCCUGGAGCACGACCGCAAGCGCGCGAUCGAGGUGAAGGUGAUGGAAGAGCGGGAGCGACUGGAAGAGGAGAAUGAGCGGAUUGAAGAGGAGACGGAUAAGAAGAAGAAGGUGAAGAAGGAAGUUGGUGAGGAUGGCGAGACGGAUGACGGGAAGAAGGUUCUCAGUGACGAGGAGAUUGAUGAACGGUGUGAUGCUCUUCGGCAGCGGUUGCUGGAGGAGCUUGAGAAUGAUCUGGAGCGUGCGGAGUCGGGCUUUAAGAAGCCUUUCCCUGGGGCUGGAGCUGGAGCUGGUCGGGACAGGCGCAAUCUUAAGUCUUACCAGGUUCAUGAGCUUGCUGAGGCGAAGAUCGAGGAGACGGAGAGGCUGCGUAGGGCUUUUGGGUUGAGGGAGGAUCGGGAGACCGGGGAGAUCUCUAGUUCUCGUGAUUAUCGAGAGAAGAGGAGGGAUUAG
Molecule: messenger RNA, 636 nt
Organism: Penicillium egyptiacum
Lineage: Eukaryota; Fungi; Ascomycota; Eurotiomycetes; Eurotiales; Aspergillaceae
Source: the annotation of a GenBank genome assembly